AUGGGCACCUGUCUUCGCUGGACAGCCCUUUGUCUCCUGGCAGUCGAGGUGUCGCAGGGAGCAGAGCCUGGUGAGGGCUCUUGUGCCACCAAUGCAGCGAAGGCAGUUCCCGGUCACAGACGCGACCUUCUGCAGAGCUUCGUAGGCGACGCUGUGGAGCUCCUGGAGCUGGCUGGUCAUGGAGAGGAAGGCUACGUCUGGCGUGGUCGACUGGCGCGGUCUGGCCAGGAGGUUGCAGUGAAGUUCCGCUGCGAUCAAGACGAAUGCCAAGGUGAAACAGUGAGCUUACGAGGUCAUGCCCACGAGCUGUUGCACGAAUGCUACGCGGGCAGCGAGGCUUUCCGCCGUGCCCCGCAGUACGUCUCGGGCUGCUUCGAGGAUCCCGCUGAUGAUGCAGCGUUCAUCGUCCUGCAGCAGGUUCCUCCGAGCUUCGUGCUGGUGGAGUCCAGUGUUGAUGACUUCGUGAAGGCGGACAAGGCUACGGACCACGGCUUGCUGCGCCAACUGCUACGAGCUGUGUGCGGAUUUUUGGAACCAGUGGACGGGAGAUCCCUCGUCCACAAUGACUUGACAGAGGCCAACAUCAUGUGGGAUCCGAGCUCCAUGCAGCUGACGAUUAUGGAUUUCAGCCAGGCAGAAUUCUGCGGUGAGGUCGUUCGGGGCGCUCACGGCUGCCAGGCCAAGCUGUUGCUGAAGGACAUCACGAAGGAGUUGAUCAUCUGGUCGCUGCGCACUGAUCUCCAUGGCAGCGCGGGGGAGACGACCUGCUCAAAGAGGGCCAAGAGAAUCAAUUUCGAGAAGAGGGAGGCAAUGAGAGCGCCGGCAUCUGCCUUCGUUGCAAAGAAGCUAGGAGAUUGUUCUGGGCGCGUCGAUGCCUGGACCUGGUCACUGCUGGACUGGGUUGGUGCUGUCGAUGCAGAGAUUGCCAGACAACUUGCCGGAGCGCCCUCGCUGCCCGUGGCUUCGCUCUUCCGAAGCUCCCUCGAUGCAGGGGACGAAGAGCCCGCCUGGAGUCUGGCACGAUUGAGAUCGUUGGCUUCCUGA
Messenger RNA from Symbiodinium sp. CCMP2592, 1044 nucleotides. Lineage: Eukaryota; Dinophyceae; Suessiales; Symbiodiniaceae. The record is from the annotation of a GenBank genome assembly.